AUGCAGCUGGUGGCCAGCCUGGUGUCCGUUCUGCUGCUGGUGUGGAGCGUGAGAGCCACUGCACUGCCCGGAGAAGAGAGACUCGCAAUACAGAACACUAGGGAACAGAGCACAGUCCGGAAAGACGCCAUCCUGAAGAUGCUGGCGGGCCUGCUGGACAGCGUGGACGUGGGGCGUGAGGUGGCCUCCCCGGACGUGGAAGAGGCGGGCAAGCUGGAGGAGGAGCGGGCAAUUUCCUCUAUUGUUCAAGCUUUAGUCAUGACUGCUGCAGAAACUUCAGUGUUGUGGAUUUCACUGAACAUGUUGAACAGUGAGGAGCAGGAAGCCCAGUCCUCUGAACCCCUCAAUGCAGGAGGUUUGGAUUUAGCCACGGAACAGCAAGCAUCCAAACAAUCUCUUAGGGCUCUGCAGAGGCAGCUGGCAUUUGAGAAGUAA
Pygoscelis adeliae (Adelie penguin) is the source of this 435-nucleotide messenger RNA. RefSeq names its product somatostatin-2-like. NCBI's taxonomy places the organism in Eukaryota, Metazoa, Chordata, Aves, Sphenisciformes, Spheniscidae. The record is from RefSeq and is a predicted model, not a curated record. The transcript is spliced from 4 exons. Bases 1 to 435 code for a protein of 144 amino acids.